This is a messenger RNA of Cucurbita maxima (winter squash), 1151 nucleotides long. RefSeq names its product protein LIGHT-DEPENDENT SHORT HYPOCOTYLS 1-like. The coding region runs from base 166 to 927 and encodes 253 amino acids. NCBI's taxonomy places the organism in Eukaryota, Viridiplantae, Streptophyta, Magnoliopsida, Cucurbitales, Cucurbitaceae. The record is from RefSeq and is a predicted model, not a curated record. The transcript has a single exon. Gene Ontology annotation, cellular component: nucleus. Gene Ontology annotation, biological process: mRNA transcription; response to light stimulus.
UCCUUCAACUCUCAGUUCUCUGAUAAUUUCCCCUUUCUUCAUCUCUUUACACCAAAAAAACUCACCUUUUUCUUCUUCUUCUGCCAAGAACAUAUCAAGAACAGCCCUCUUUUGGCUUUAAAACAUGAUCAUUUUCGAUAUCAAUUGUGUUCUUCUCAUCAUGCCAUGCAAAACCCACUUGGUUUUUUUCCUUUUCUGAUCUUCCAUUUCGAGUCAGUUCUUGAUUUUUCAUGUUUUUUCUUAAAAAAAACCCUAAAUUGGAACUGGGUUCUCUUCAAAACCCUAAAAGAUUACAUUUGUAUCCUACCCAUAACAAUAAGUUUCAAUCUUUCAAGAGAUUUCUCUAUUACCUUACUGGGUUUUGUGGCUUUUUUUGAACUUUUAAUGGAUUUGUUCUCAAAAUCAUCAUCCAAUCCCAUACCCAUACCACCCACCACCACCACAACCACCAUCACCGCCGCCGCGUGUUCGCCGUCAUCAUCCUCUACCACCACACCAAGCCGGUAUGAGAAUCAAAAACGGCGAGAUUGGAACACGUUCUGUCAGUACCUUCGCAACCACCGACCGCCGUUGGCUCUACAAAUGUGCAGCGGCGCUCACGUGCUGGAAUUUCUCCGGUACUUGGACCAUUUUGGGAAGACCAAAGUUCACAACCAAACCUGCCCGUUCUUCGGCCUGCCCAACCCGCCAGCUCCCUGUCCCUGCCCGCUCCGACAGGCUUGGGGCAGCCUCGACGCCCUCAUCGGCCGCCUCCGUGCAGCUUUUGAAGAGAACGGCGGCCGGCCGGAAGCCAACCCAUUUGGAGCUAGAGCUGUUCGUCUCUAUUUAAGGGAAGUUCGUGAUUUUCAAACGAAAGCAAGAGGUGUUAGCUAUGAGAAGAAGAGAAAAAGGCCAAAGCAAAAGCAAAAGCAAGAGGGUGCAACUUGAACAAGAACACACAACAAAUAAGAACAUUAAAGUUUCAUAAUUACAUAAUAUGUAAGAGAAUUCUACUAUCUCUCUUCCUGUUUUCAAUUCGUAAUUGCAAACGUUCUAACGAAGAUUUGAUUCUUCAGUUGAACUAUGUUUAUAUUGGCUCUCUAUACCUAUUUCCAAUUCGUAAUUGGAAACGUUCUCACCAAGAUUCAAAUCUUGAAUAGUUGAGCUAUGUU